Molecule: messenger RNA, 1232 nt
Organism: Diaporthe amygdali
Lineage: Eukaryota; Fungi; Ascomycota; Sordariomycetes; Diaporthales; Diaporthaceae
Exons: 1
Biological process (GO): SCF-dependent proteasomal ubiquitin-dependent protein catabolic process
Cellular component (GO): cytoplasm; nucleus
Molecular function (GO): cullin family protein binding
Source: RefSeq, a predicted model, not a curated record
AUGAUGUUUCCGACCAUCUCCCUCGCAGCUAAGGAUGGGUAUCAGUUUGAUGUGAGCAUCCUUGUGCUGUACGAAUCAAGGAUACUCAAAACUAUGAUUGAUUGCUUAGGUCGCGACAAAAUUGAAGGAAAGGUGGUACCACUUGAGGUGGAGGGCGAGGCACUGCAAAAAGUGAUUAAUUGGAUUGAGUAUCAUCUUGAUAAUGCUCUACCAGAUAGGGAUGAGGUGAGGAAGGGUGGGAGCUUUGAUAGUCGCUCACUGGACGAGGAGAGGACAAAAGAGAUGGAAGACAGGGAAAAUAUCAUCCAGGUGAAGAAAGAGGAGCUCAAGGAACUCGAAUAUCUUGAGGGCAUCGAAGAGCACGAGAAGGCCGAGGAGCUCGAAGAUAUCUCGGCAUGGAGCAGGUGGAACAAGGACUGGAGAGUUAAGACCAAAGAGAAAGAGCAGGAGAUAAGGGAGCUUGAGAAAGGUCUGUUUGAGCGCGAGCUAUACCACCAGGAACGAAAGCAGAUCGCGAAAGGCGAAGCUUCUAAGGCGGCUUUGAGAGCACAUGACGAGGCGGCGGGUAGGGUCCGGAAAUGGGAAUCCAGCUUCAUGGAGAUCGACACACCCCUGCUUUUCAAGGUUAUUCAAGCAGCAAACUACCUUGAAAUCAGCAACAUACUGAACAGCAGCUGCAGCAAUGCUGCCGAUAGGAUCAAGGGCGGGCUUCUCAAGUCACUAGACGGUUUGCCCAACGAAAUCCACCUCCAAAUCGCGGAGCACCUUCUGCCUUGCGCUCUUCUCAAGGCGGCCAAGGCCGGAAUCGUCAAUCUGACACGAGAUCAGGAGUUCUACGCUCAGAAAUGGACAAGAAUCUUCCGCUGUGACACCUGGUUCGAGGCUGCCAUGAAGGCCAAGGCAUGGCCGAUGCUUGUCGCCAGCGACAUGAAGCACCAGUCAUAUCUCAUAUUAGCUUCACUUGACUGGACUGGUGAUCUGCGGUACAAACUUCCAACUGGAAAAACUAUUCACGAUUAUCUGCAACCAGGCAGGUACGAGAGCGACGACUAUCACCUGGAUGAUGGUCUUGUUGUGCGUAUCACCGAAGUUGGUCAUUGCGAUAUCAGGAACAUGGAGGAGACGUUCGUGCACACCAGGGAAGAUGGUAGUUGGGAACUUUCUGUGAUGUAUUUGAAAGAUCCCAAAGUCCAUAAGCUGGUGUGCAAGGAACCUCGCAAGAACUCAGGCAG